Molecule: messenger RNA, 582 nt
Organism: Parasteatoda tepidariorum (common house spider)
Lineage: Eukaryota; Metazoa; Arthropoda; Arachnida; Araneae; Theridiidae
Source: RefSeq, a predicted model, not a curated record
AGCAUAUUAUUCAGCUUUUUAGUCUGUUUGGUGGUGCUAGGAACUUCAUUGGAUAUUCUAAUCAGAAAUAAUCCAAAAAAUGAUUUUGAAAAAAAGGAGAAAAAUGGAGUAUUCCACAGACAAGACUUGGUGAAAGAUUUCCUUUCCCAGACUGUACCAUGUGGAUUUUUAGCGGUUGAAAACUUUUUCUUUAUGAGCUCAGUUCUUCUCUCAUAUGUUUGCAUCCGAAUGAGAGGAAAAAUAGAUAUGAAACAAUUAUUCCUGAAGAGGUAUCUCAGGCUGACUCCAACUAUGAUGCUAGUUGUAGCAUUCUUUGCGAUUAUCGGACGUUUCGGAUCUGGACCUCUGUGGAAAGAAACUGUUACUGAUUUCUUGAGCAAGAACUGCCUAGAACGAGGAUGGAGGAAUUUGUUUUACCUUAACAACAUUUUCUAUUCGUCGAAAACGUGCUUAGGAUGGACUUGGUACUUAUCUACAGAAACCCAAAUAUUUAUAGUGAGUUUGUAUGUCUGCGCCAUCAUGAGAAGUUGCAGCUUAUAUCUGAGUGUCAGCCCUGUGAGGAGCUCUAGCUCAUUCAUAUGA